Rhagoletis zephyria (snowberry fruit fly) is the source of this 386-nucleotide messenger RNA. Its product is annotated as cytochrome c oxidase subunit 7A-related protein, mitochondrial-like. Gene Ontology annotation, cellular component: respiratory chain complex IV. Gene Ontology annotation, biological process: mitochondrial respirasome assembly; mitochondrial electron transport, cytochrome c to oxygen; regulation of oxidative phosphorylation. NCBI's taxonomy places the organism in Eukaryota, Metazoa, Arthropoda, Insecta, Diptera, Tephritidae. The record is from RefSeq and is a predicted model, not a curated record.
UUAUCAAAGGAUGCUCGCAUUGUUUCGUCCGACGUUGAUCCGAGGGAGUAGUCGCUGCUUAUUAGCGGAAACUAGACGAUUUAGCGCCAGUGCAGUCGGAGGUCCUGAAAAAGGUGGUAAAAAAUCGGUUUCUUGCGGCCCAAGUGCAGGUCCCUCGAAGAAACCUAAUCCUGGCUUUGAGAAAAUUAAACAACUGCAAAUGCAUUUUCAAAAAAAUGACGGCAAACCGAUACAUCUCAAGGGUGGCAGCAGAGAUUUGAUGCUGUAUCGUGCAACAUGGGGUUUGGCUUUGCUCGGACUACUACUGCAAUUCCAUUUUUUUGCAAUGUAUAUCAUUUACUGAAAUCGGCAUUUUUUUAAUAAAUGUUUGCUUAAUUGUAAUGAAC